AUGGGUAAGCUCCUCAAUUGGGCCAGCCUUCUUCGACCAGCAUCGAAGGCGGCGGCCCAGCCACGCAGCCAGCCUGGACCCAGCCCACGCAGCGCUGCGGAGGCCGAGCGAUGGCGAGCCUUGACGGAGCAGGUGGAAAGAUGGAGAGCUUCGAGCUCGCAUGUCUAUCAACAGGUAGAUGACUCACUUCCCAUGGUCUACCCGAGGGAUGUCACCCCAAGGGCGGCGGACAGCCCAGUCCCAUCAUCCCCUGCCUCGUUUGCAGCGGGGUCGGUUGCAGAUGGAGGUCUUCCCUCUACGUUUGCUUCGGAGUCGACCAUUUCAUGGCAGUUGGAGGAGCCGGCAGCGCAUUCGGAGCGGAAGAAGCCCUCCGCCCUGCCGCCACUCCUGAGCCGCAGCCGCGGCACCCGCAGCACUCCGAGCAAGCACUGGACAGGAGCAGAGGAUGAAGAUCUACGGCAGUAUGCCUCGGCACUCAAGAAGGGCGCCAAGAGCCCAGGAGUGAUUCGCAGCUCCGACGAGAGAUAUGUCUUCUUCGAUGGAGUUACGCCAACAGCAAAUAAACAUGUUUCACUUGUGCAUGGGAUGAGAUGUGCGGACAAUCGCCCAGUGGUUGUGAAGAACAUCAAGAAAACCUAUUUUGCCAGCAAGGUGGAGGAGAAGCAGUGGCGAGCAAGUUGCCGGACACUCUUUGAAUUGGCAACGCAAAGCAACUUGUGCCAGCUGCUGGAAGUGUCGGAGGAUGAAGAAGGCUACUAUGUGGUUAUGGAAAAGGUGCUCGGAAAGGAUCUCUUCGACACGCUACGAGAGCUGGAAGGACCCAUGCCAAUGGCGGAGAUGAAGGGCAUCGUUGGCCAAAUUUUGAAAGGCCUCACGGUCCUUCACGACCACGACUUGGUGCAUCGAGACCUUAAGCUGCAGAAUGUCAUGAUCAAGCGGGACGAGCGUGGCCAAGUGCAGGUGAAGAUCAUCGACUACGAUACGCUGCAGACGGUCAAGUUAAAGGACGAAAAAGAACGAGGUGAUCGUGUGGUGGGAUCGGAUCAGUACAUCGCGCCGGAAGCGUAUGAGGGAAACUACUCGCAAGCUUCUGACAUGUUUGCCGUUGGCGUGAUGAUGUUUGCGCUCAUGAGGGGUCGGUUCCCAUUCUCGCACAAGCUCUUCGAUGACCAGCCAGGGGAGAACUAUGUCGGCUCUGCAAAGAUGAGCCAGAUUGCACACAAGCUGCGCUCCGCCACCAUCUCCUGGCCGAGCAAGUUCAAGGAGGAGCACCCGGAGGCAGUGGAUCUUUGCCAGUGGCUGCUGAAGAUGCCUCCAGAACAGCGGCCCUCCGCACGGAGGGCGCAGAACCACCCCUUCCUGGCGCAGUUCUGA
Symbiodinium natans is the source of this 1374-nucleotide messenger RNA. NCBI's taxonomy places the organism in Eukaryota, Dinophyceae, Suessiales, Symbiodiniaceae. The record is from the annotation of a GenBank genome assembly.